This is a messenger RNA of Zygosaccharomyces rouxii, 3606 nucleotides long. It is a transcript of the gene COP1, whose product is annotated as coatomer subunit alpha. Bases 1 to 3606 code for a protein of 1201 amino acids. The transcript has a single exon. Lineage: Eukaryota; Fungi; Ascomycota; Saccharomycetes; Saccharomycetales; Saccharomycetaceae. Gene Ontology annotation, molecular function: protein binding; structural molecule activity. Gene Ontology annotation, biological process: intra-Golgi vesicle-mediated transport; intracellular protein transport; retrograde vesicle-mediated transport, Golgi to endoplasmic reticulum. The record is from RefSeq and is a predicted model, not a curated record. Gene Ontology annotation, cellular component: COPI vesicle coat.
AUGAAGAUGCUAACCAAAUUUGAAUCAAAGUCCACUAGGGCCAAGGGUAUUGCCUUCCACUCAUCUAGGCCCUGGGUUUUAGUGGCACUUUUCUCGUCAACUAUUCAAUUAUGGGAUUACAGAAUGGGUACUCUUUUACACAGGUAUGAGGAUCACGAAGGUCCCGUUCGUGCCGUAGAUUUUCACCCAACUCAACCAUUGUUUGUUUCCGCUGGUGAUGAUUAUAACAUUAAAGUUUGGUCUCUAGACACCAACAAGUGUUUAUAUACACUAACAGGCCAUUUAGAUUACGUUCGUACCGUGUUCUUCCAUAACGAAUUACCGUGGAUCAUUUCAGCCUCAGAUGACCAAACCAUUAGAAUUUGGAACUGGCAAAACCGUAAGGAAAUUGCAUGUUUAACUGGUCAUAACCAUUUCGUUAUGUCUGCACAAUUCCAUCCAACUGAAGAUCUUGUAGUGUCAGCCUCAUUGGAUGAGACUAUUAGAGUUUGGGAUAUCUCUGGUUUGAGAAAAAAACAUUCUGCACCUGGUGCAACAAGUUUGGAGGAUCAAAUGCUCAUGCAGCAAAAUCUUUUGGAUGGCGGAUUUGGUGACUGUGUGGUUAAAUUUAUCCUUGAAGGUCACACUAGAGGUGUUAAUUGGGCCUCCUUCCACCCAACGCUACCAUUGAUUGUAUCUGGUGGUGAUGACCGUCAAGUUAAACUAUGGAGAAUGAGUUCAACAAAGGCAUGGGAAGUAGAUACCUGCAGAGGUCAUACAAACAACGUGGACAGUGUCAUUUUCCAUCCUCAUCAAAAUUUGAUCAUCUCUGUGGGAGAGGAUAAAACCUUAAGAGUUUGGGAUUUGGAUAAGAGAACACCAGUAAAACAAUUCAAGAGGGAAAAUGACAGAUUUUGGCUCAUUGCAGCUCAUCCUCACAUUAACUUGUUUGGUGCAGCUCAUGAUUCGGGUAUCAUGGUUUUCAAGUUGGAUCGUGAAAGACCAUGCAGCGUUAUUCAUCAAAAUGAAUUGGUUUACGUGAAUAAGGAAAAACAAGUUCAAACCUUCGAUUACACCAAUAACGUCUCAUCUUUGCCUUAUGCCUCUUUAAAAAAAUUGGGUCAAGCAUGGAAUUCAUUCAGAAGCAUCUCUUACAACCCAUCACAACAUUCGAUAUUGGUCAAUGAAGGUAAUGACAGGUUCGGUUUAGUCAUACUACCAAAAAGGCCUACAGGUGCAGUGGACCCAUCUAGUGUGUUAGAGGAUGCUGGUAGUUUUGCUACGUUCGUUGCCCGUAAUAGAUUUGUUGUUUACAACAGAAUGUCAGAAUCCUUGGAGCUACGUACUUUGGAAAACACAGUGACGAAGACUUUGAAGAUUGAGGAACCCGUCAAAGAUAUCAUCAAUGCUGGUGCUGGUAGCGUGCUUCUUUUACAACCUAAACAAGUUGUUCUCUAUGAUGUACAACAAGGUAAGAAAUUGGCUGAAAUUUCGUUAAAGAACGUGAAGUACGUGUCUUGGUCCCCUGACGGCCAAUAUGCUGCUCUAAUGAGUAAGCACACCAUCACAAUCACAACAAAGAGACUUGAAUUGAUCAAUUCCAUGCAUGAAACCAUUAGAAUCAAAAGCGCUUGUUGGGACGAAACUGGCGUCUUAGUUUAUUCCACAUUAAAUCAUAUCAAAUAUAUUCUUCUCAAUGGUGAUAGCGGAAUUAUCAAGACUUUGGAAAACACUUUGUACAUCAACAAAGUUAAAGGGAAAUUUGUCUACGCCUUAGAUCGUGAAGGUGAAAUGGAAGUUUUGACCAUUGACCCCACUGAAUACCGUUUCAAAAAGGGAUUGGCCAACAAAAAUUUCCCUGAAGUCUUGCGUAUCAUCAAGAAUUCCAACUUGGUGGGUCAAAACAUCAUCUCCUAUCUACAGAAAUCAGGAUAUCCUGAAGUUGCUUUACAGUUCGUUCAAGAUCCACAAACUCGUUUUGAUUUGGCUCUAGAAUGUGGUAAUUUGGAAGUUGGAUUAGAAGAAGCUAAGAAAUUGAACAGCAAUUUGGUGUGGGAUAGAUUGAGUAAAGAAGCUUUGGUUCAAGGUAACACUUCACUGGUAGAAAUGAUUUACCAAAAUCAAAUGGCCUUCGACAAAUUAUCUUUCUUAUAUCUCUUGGUUGGUGAUACAGAAAAAUUAUCGAAAAUGGAAGCGAUUUCGGAGAACCGUGGUGAUAUUUUCGAUUUGAUUUCUGACACAUUUUACAAUAAUUCUACUUCAACAAGAGCAAGAGCAUUUGCUGAGGCUGGUUCCCUACCAUUGGCAUAUGCAGUGGCUAAGACAUCGGGCGAUGAAUCCGCUGCCGCCUCAUUUCUGGAACAAGAUGAAUUCGAUGAAAAUGACGUGGUACUACCUGACGUUGUCAAUUCUACUCCUGCUAUAAAAGCACCAGCUAUUUCUCAACCAAUUCAAAACUGGCCAUUGAAACAGGCUGAAUUAUCUUUCUUCGAGAAGGCCGUCCUUAACCAAAUUGAUGAUUUGAGUUUGGAGGAACCUACUGAAGAGGAAACCCUUGAAGAACAACCUAGAGCUCAAUCCGCUGAGGCCGUAUUUGAAGAAGAUGGUGUUGGUGAAGAAGGGGAUGCAUGGGAUUUGGGUAGUGAAGAUCUAGACAUUGGUGAAGAAGAACAGACGGAGGAACCUUCCAAGGAGGCUACUGUAGCACCUGAGGAAAGUGAAACCGCUACAUGGGUUAAAAACUCCAAAUUGCCUGCAAUUCUCAUAGCAUCUGGUGCUUUUGAUGCGGCAGCUCAAGCUCUUAACAAGCAAGUUGGUAUUGUGAACUUCGAGCCAUUAAGAUCUAAAUUUUUGAACAUUUAUGAAGGUUGUAGAACUUAUUUGCCUAGUACACCAGGUGAAGUUCCCUCCAUCGUCGGUUAUAUCCGCGCUGACGCUGAGGAAGAAGAUCCUACCAAAAUUCUACCACGUACACCUGAUGUUAGCACUGUUGCGGCUCAGAUGAACGAAGGUUUCAAAUUCUUCAAAGCCAACAAACUGGAACCAGCUAUCGAAUGUUUCCGUGAUGCCAUUUAUACCAUAACGUUACUUGCUGUUAACAAUGAAGAAGAUGAGAGGAUCGCUCGUCAAGCAUUACAAAAGGCAAGAGAAUACAUCCUAGGUCUUUCAAUUGAAUUGACUCGUCGUUCUCUGCCGGCUGAAGACGUUAAACGUAAUUUGGAACUAGCAGCCUAUUUCACGAGAGCAAAGCUUUCACCAGCACAUAGAAGUAAUGCCCUACAGGUUGCGAUGUCUCAAAGUUUCAAACACAAAAAUUUCGUCCUAGCUUCAUAUUUUGCAGAUGAAUUUUUGAAGAUCAUGUCGUCUGGCCCUCGUGCUGAACAGGCCGCUAAGGUUAAAGAUAAGGCUGACACCUUGGCUCAUGAUGCUGUGGAGAUCGAUUUCGAUCCUUACGCUGAAUUCGAUAUCUGUGCCUCUUCCUACACACCAAUUUACAAAGGUUCGCCAAGCGCAACCGAUCCAUUGACUGGUGCCAAGUACCACAUUGCUCAAGAGGGUAGUAUCGAUAAAAUUGCAUUGAUAUCCAAGAUUGGUGCCCGCUCUUCGGGGUUGAGGAUACUAUUGUGA